Psylliodes chrysocephalus is the source of this 6255-nucleotide messenger RNA. The record is from the annotation of a GenBank genome assembly. Lineage: Eukaryota; Metazoa; Arthropoda; Insecta; Coleoptera; Chrysomelidae.
CUACAUAUAUUUUAACCCUUUUUAUAAUUUAUUAACUCUCAUUAACUAAUCGUAGACAUUUUAUUUGUGUUUCAUUUACAAUCUAUUAAUAUAAUUUAUUGUCCACGAAUCGACAAAGGUUCCUCGCGCGGUGGAAUUAAGUGUAACGGAAUUUCGUAGGAUUGUUGAUGCCGUGGCCAUUCUUGUUUUGUUAAUUUAUUGCAACAAUUAACCACAAUAUCAGCGAACUACUGCUAAUUAUCAGUAUUGUAAUACUUAUCAAAAAUGGAUCCAAAAACUAAAACAACAGGCAAUAGUGAGAAUAAUUUAGAGUCUAAAGUUUCUGUUCCUCCCCAGAGUCCGAUAAACAAAAACAAAAUGACCGCAGGCGCCACCACCAACAACGCCAGAAAAGAGAAACGACAGUCCAGGUUCAAUAUCAGCAGGAAUCAGGAAUUGGACGCGCUGCCGCCUUUGAGGGAUGCUGGUCCAGAGGACAGAGAAGAACUAUUUGUACAGAAACUGCGACAGUGUUGCGUAUUAUUCGACUUCGCGACCGAUCCUUUAUCGGACUUGAAAUGGAAAGAAAUAAAGAGGACCGCCCUUCAGGAGAUGGUGGAAUAUGUUACGACCCAAAAGGGAGUUAUUACUGACGUUAUCUAUGCAGAGGCUGUAAAUAUGUUUGCCGAAAACCUUUUUCGUACCCUACCCCCAUCAACGAACCCAAACGGAGCCGAAUUCGAUCCCGAAGAAGACGAGCCGACCCUGGAGGCGGCUUGGCCUCAUUUGCAGGUGGUUUACGAAUUGUUCCUGAGGGUUUUGGAGGCGCCCGAUUUUCAACCUAACAUAGCCAAAAGAUACAUAGAUCAGAAGUUCGUUUUACAACUUCUGGAUCUGUUCGAUUCAGAAGAUCCGCGAGAGAGGGACUUAUUGAAGACUACUUUACACAGGAUAUACGGAAAAUUCCUGGGACUUAGAGCUUUUAUUAGAAAACAAAUAAGUAAUGUAUUUUACAGAUUUAUUUACGAAACGGAGCACCACAAUGGUAUUGCGGAACUUUUAGAAAUUUUGGGAUCCAUAAUCAACGGGUUUGCGUUGCCCUUGAAAGAUGAACAUAAGCUAUUCCUACUUAGAGCGUUGAUGCCGCUACACAAGGUCAAAAGCCUAUCCGUGUACCACGCGCAGCUGGCCUACUGCGUGGUACAAUUUCUCGAAAAAGACGCCUCGCUAACCCAACCGGUAAUCAAGAGUCUGUUGAAGUACUGGCCGAAGACGCAUAGUCCCAAAGAAGUCAUGUUCCUCAACGAACUGGAAGAGAUAUUGGACGUCAUAGAACCGGCCGAGUUCCAGAAGGUUAUGAUCCCGCUGUUCGGGCAGCUAGCCAAGUGCGUCAGUUCGCCACAUUUUCAGGUGGCUGAAAGGGCUCUAUACUAUUGGAACAACGAGUACGUGAUGUCGCUGGUAUCAGACAACGUUGGUCACAUUUUGCCCAUUAUGUUUCAUAGUUUGUACAGAAAUUCGAAAACUCAUUGGAACAAGACCAUUCACGGUCUUAUUUACAACGCUCUUAAAUUGUUUAUGGAAAUGGACCAAAAAUUAUUCGACGACUGUACGCAGCAGUAUCGUCAGGAGCGGCAAAAGGAGAAGGAGAGGGAGCAUCAGCGGCAAGAGUUGUGGAACAAAGUAGAAAUUUUAGCAUCGAGUCGUCCCGAAUACGACGGUCCCAGAAAUUUCAACAUGAUGAAUAACAUGAUUACGAGUCCGGAGAACGAUGAAGAAUUUAAUUUAGACAAUUUAAAAAUCGACGAUCCUGAAAGUAAAAAGCAGCGCAACAUGACCAAACCGUUAAUCCGCCGCAAAUCGGAGCUACCUCAAGACCAAUAUACGAUGAGCAGCCUCUCGGAUCACAAAAGGGUCGACGAAUACCUAGCGACGCCUCCGGACGUCAACAAGUGCUAGUCCCAUUUUCGAUGCAACUCGCUAUCACUCGCUAUAGUGAGCUUAGUGCCAACCCGACAAAAUUCGACACUUUAGACACACUUACACAAACAAACACACCCACAUACGACACUUGCGCGUAAGCACGUCGAAAUUUGACCAACGGAAAGGGAAAAACUACGCGCGACAACUGACGUUUGACAGCUGUAUACAAAAGUAUCGUAUAAAAAUCAAUUCCCUUUUUAGUUCUUUUUCAACAAGUAAAUAAACGGUGGAUUAAAUGAAUUGACAGGUUUGAUAGCUGCCGAUGGCGACAUUUGUCCAGUAUGCGUCAUAUUUUAUGUCAAAAAUCGUCUUUUUUUUAAACUGAUGACAAUUUGUAAAUCGCAUUGUUCAUAAAACUUCGAAUUUGCACUGAUGGCUGGCAGUUUAGACAGCUGUGGCGUUGUCACUUAACGGAUACAAAAGCAUCAUACACAAAUCGCUUCAUUUCAUCGUAUCUUUCAACAAUUAAAUAAUCGGCAAAUUAUGACUUUUAAAGUUACAAUUGACAAGUACGAGUCAAUGAUUUCUGACUGUCAUAUUUUACAUUUAACCUCGAAAUGUCUGAUAAUUGACUGUUUAGUUUUCUCUAUAGACUAUUAAAUAAGUCAUCUUUUUAAUGUCUGAUAAAUGACAAUUGACAGGUUAAGAAACUGUUGGUGAUACUUUAUAUCGAACCCUAUUUUUUUGUUUGUUUACUAAACACUUUCACCUUUAAAUAUCUAACCAUUGACAAUUAGUGCAAGUCAUUUUUUAAAUAUUUUAGCGUUUGAACGUUUGACAAGCGAUGGUAGCGAUUUUUGAAUCUCUCGAAUAGUAUUUUAUGUUGGAGAUUAUCUACUUUACACUUGUUUAUAUUUAGACCUUUCAAAAUCUAGUAAAUGACAGUUCACAAGACUGAUAGCUGGAAAUACCUAAUAUUGAAGAAUGAAAGUGUUUUUAACAUCAUGUUUUGAUUUCUCUUUAUAUUAAUGAACAUUUUGACAUAAGCUUGUUCGACAAUGGACAACUAACACUUCUUGAGGUUUGAUAGAUUUUAAAAUCAUAAGUGACACUUAAUAAUGUUAUUCGUGCGUCAGUUGUCAAAUUAAUGUAUUGAAUACGUGACAAAUGACAACGGACAGGUUUAAUAGCGUUGGUAGCGAUUUUUGAAUAUCGUUGGUGGAUAUUUCGCAUUUUCAAUAUCUAACAAGUGAUAUUUGACAAGACUGAUAUCUGGUACUGCCCAAUUUAAAAGAAAGUAAGUCCUUUUUACAUCAUAUUUCGUUUCUCUCUAUAUCGAUGACUAUUUUGACGUUAGCUUGAUCGACAAUGAACAAAUAACAGUUCUUGAGGUUUGAUAGAUCUUAAAACGAUACGCGACACUCAUAAAAAUGAUAUUCGUGCAUCAGAAACGUCAGUUGUCAAAUUGGUGUAGUUUUUAAUUUACUUUAUGCAUUUUUUGGACAAGUGACACUUAUACGAAUGACAUUAAUAUUUUCAAAAGUAGCGUAGCUCAGUGCUACACUUUCGAUGCAAAGGAAAAGACCUAAUAACAGCUUGAGGUUUGCCAGGUCUUAAAACGACAAGUGACAGUUAUAAUAAUGGCAUUCGUGUGUCAGAAACGCCAGUUGCCAAAUUUAUAUAACAAGUGACACAUCAGAAUAAAAUUUGUGCAUCAGAAAUGUCAGUUGUCAAAUUUAUAUAACACGUGACACUUAUAAGAGUAAAAUUUGUGCAUCAGAAUGUAAUUUUUGUAUUUUAAGAACGUUAUGGAUUGAUUGCUGAUAAUAUCUAAUUUUGAAGAACGUAAGUUUUUGUUUACAUUAUUUUUCGUUUCUUCUUUAUAUUGAUGAUUUUUUUAUCUUGUACGGCAAUGCAUAAUUAACAGUUGUUCAGGUUUUGAUAAUCUUAAAAUGACAAGUGACACUUAUAAGAAUGAUAUUCGUGCAUCAGAAACCUCGGUUGUCAAAUUGAUGAACUUUUUAAUUUAUUUUAUGCACUUUUGGAUGACUAGUGACACUUAUGAGAAUGAGAGUGGUACGUCAGAAACGUCAGUUGUCAAAUUGAUGUUUUUAAUUUUAUGCAUUUUUUUGAUGACAAGUGACACUCAUAAGAAAGAUAUUCGUGUGUCUUAAACUUCAGUUGUCAAAUUGAUAUAGUUUUUAUUUUACUAUAUGCAUUUUUUGAAACGUUAAGGGUAAAGCAUUUGUAUUUUUUCUGUUGGUCGAAUUACGAAAAUGUUUCAACGUUUUUUAUUUUCACUACGAAAUGAAAGACGCUGUAUGGUACAAGCUGUACGCUUUUUAACUAUAUAUUUAUUUAUUGUAUUAGUAUUUGUUAUUUUUUUUUUCUCUAAAUAUUAGACGUUACGAUAUUUGUAUUGUAUAUACUUUACAGGACUGCAAAUUAGUUUAUGUUAGAUCUCAUCUGGGUGGCAGUUUUUACAAAAAAAAUAAUCUAAAAUGAUUUUCUUUUAUUUUAUUCUGUAUAUUAAAAGAAUUUUGACUAAAUUAAAACUUGGGUGCUAUAUUUGCAAUAGGAGGCGUUUGAUUUGUAAAAAUUGCUAUCCCUGGUGUAGAUUUUAAAUUUUAUUUUUUUUUAUAGAAAAUGGAUAAUUUGCUGGCUGAUUUUAUAUUUUUAAGGUGUCAUAUAAUAGGUAAUAGCUGUUCAGGAAUAGCAUUUUCCGAAUCCAAGAAGAAAAUUCUAUAAAGAAAAUGCUAAGCUCCCAAAAUAAUCGAUUGUUUUGAAUUAAAAUUGAAAAUAUUCGAUUAAUCGAAAGAUCGAUUAGUUUUGAUUAUAAUCGAUUUUUAUAUAAAACAAAAGUAAUCGAGUAAUCGAUUAUUUUGCUCACCGUCAGUUUUUACAGGGGAUGUACGAUAAAAGUACCUAAAAACGUAAAAAAUUGUUUAAAUAAUUUUUUUAUAAAAAAAUUUCUUCUUGGAUGAAAAUUCCUUAAUUUUUCUAGUUCAUUGUUUAACUUAUACUGGGUGAUUCGAGAAUGUGGUGUACUGAAACAAAUUUUUUUGUACAAGUCUGAUAUUCAACGUUAUAAUAACUGUUUGAUGAACGUAUAAUUAUAUAAUGGGAAUUUUUAAUGAUAAAUAUUGUUAAUUUGAUAAAAAAAAACAAACUUAUAAAAAAAAGUAAACAUUUUUAAACAUUAGUCGUUUUUUUAAUAAAUGUUUUUGGUACCGAUAACAUAUCAAAGCUUUUGAUGUUUUAUUUUGUAUAUCUAUCACCGAUUAUCAUCCAGAUUUGAUUUAUUUUUAGGUUGAAUACUGAAAUUUUCUAAAUUACGAAAUCAAAAUAUCUAAAAAUGAAAGGUUUGAUCCAAAACUGCUACAUAGUACAAUUUAUUUUAAACAAUCAAAACGUUUCGUUGCAAUAAAUUUAUUUUUAAUUUUUUUUGUGCAAAAAUAACAAUCAAUACCAACAAAGAUCUUUAAUGACAGAUACCCCAAAAAUCAUUUAAUCAUAAAUACACGUUGUCCUGGGAGUUGUAGUAAAUAAUUUAUUUAAUUCAGGUAUGGAAAUAUUUUUAGGCACUAUUUUGUUUAAAAUUUCGUACAAUUUCAAUCACUACAGAUUUUUUUACCACUCAAUUAUUGACAACAACUUUUGGGACACCCUGUAUACUUAAUAAAAAACAAUUUUUUAGAUAUAAACCCGCAAUGUAUUCGAAUUAAAUGUAAUUUCGACGUCAUUAACUUGCUAUCAAAAAUAAAUACACAUAUUUAUUAAUAAUUUUUUUUUCUCAAAAAAUAUCAAAAUCUUGACAUUGACAGAUAUACAUUCUGUGAUACUAAACAAAAUGCCACGCAAUUGUCAAAUAAUUAUUAUUACCUACUCAAUUCGUCAUCGUUGUCACGUAAACGGUAGCCAUUUGCACCGUUGACAACUUUGACAGCUGUCACGGUUGUCGAACGUCCGAUUUUGACAAUUCGGACAAAAUCAUAUAGCUAUUUUUGAUAGCGAUUUUACUUGUAAAUAAAAUGAUUUUUAGGCCAAGUGCUUUGAUUGUAUGAAUUUUAAAAAGUAAUAUUGUUAAAAUUUAUAAAGAGAGAUAUGUUGGUCUAUGAAAUAAUAAUAAUAAUAAUAAUAAUAAUAAAAAUUUGCGUACUUGUAAUCCUGAAAUACAUUCAAUAAUUAACGUUUAAGGUGAUGUUUAAGAGAUUUUUUAAACGUCUGAACCAUUAUGUAUAUAUUGAUUAUAGUUGAUAUUAUUGUAGACAGUAUUUUUUUAAUGUACAGCUUUGCUUUAUCAGUGAUACUGAAUAAAUAUAAAUAUUAUAAAUAAGAGUUAUUAAAUAUAUA